Ceratosolen solmsi marchali is the source of this 699-nucleotide messenger RNA. RefSeq lists its product as uncharacterized. Bases 113 to 586 code for a protein of 157 amino acids. NCBI's taxonomy places the organism in Eukaryota, Metazoa, Arthropoda, Insecta, Hymenoptera, Agaonidae. The record is from RefSeq and is a predicted model, not a curated record. The transcript is spliced from 4 exons.
UAGGGAGAGAGUUAUCGUCUUUACGCGUGUACGUGCGUGCGAUCAUCUAUACGGGCAGAGUGUGUGAAGCCUUAAAAAGAUCGCCAGUGAGGUUCGUACUGGCAUUGAGAAAAUGAGAGAGAGACAGAAGACAAUGACUGCUGGCCGGAUGCUGUUGGCGUCAUCGCUGCUCCUCCUUUCGAUGGAACAAAUACACGCGAGCUACGGACAACAAUAUCUUUUGCCAGUUAAUGAUUAUCGCUCAUCAAUCAAACAACCAAAUUGGAUGUACAGCGAACCAAAAUACCAACAAAUAGGAUAUAAUCCAUGGAUAUCUCCAUACGCACGUCCCGAAAAACCUGUCGGAUAUUAUAACUACCCAUGGUAUCCAACCAAUCCACAUUUGCGUACGCCUGUACCAUCGGUGGAUGUUAUGAACCAACCACACCUUGACGAUGAUUUUGAUGACUUGGAUAGCCUAAACGAGAAUGUUAAUACAAAUCUUAAAGAUUCCAAGUUUUUACAAUUGAUUAUGAAACAUUUAAAAGGACUAAUAAUAAUGAAAGAUGAUAAUGAUGGAAUGCAUCCAAAAGAUGACUUGAUUUAAUGGGAUUUAUAUCCUGUUUUUAGUUUUAUGUAUUGUCUUUAUGAUAACAGUAAAGUUUAUUAUGAAUUUCAUUGUUAUUUUUACAAGAAAAAAAAAAUAAAAAUGUAAUUGUA